Messenger RNA from Siniperca chuatsi (mandarin fish), 3317 nucleotides. Its product is annotated as E3 ubiquitin-protein ligase RNF182. The transcript has a single exon. The record is from RefSeq and is a predicted model, not a curated record. Gene Ontology annotation, molecular function: ubiquitin protein ligase activity. The coding region runs from base 302 to 1072 and encodes 256 amino acids. Gene Ontology annotation, biological process: protein ubiquitination. NCBI's taxonomy places the organism in Eukaryota, Metazoa, Chordata, Actinopteri, Centrarchiformes, Sinipercidae.
UCUCUGGAUGGAUGAGCCCUCGCAUCGGAGUCACCACCAUUACAUCAUCUCUUCCCACGCAGCCGAACACGGAAUGAGAGCUUUUUAAUGUUUGACCGGGAUCCCGAUCAUUCGGACUGAGCGGCAGACGGCCCGCUCUCCGUAGCGGACGCGGUGGGGAUUAUUAGAACGCGUCCACAGUGUCUGCUGGGGAUGGUGGCGUUUCAAUGAACGGGGAGGAGAGGAGGGGGAGAGGAGGAGAGACGUGCACCGUCAUCAGCAUCUGUCCGCCAGCUCCCUUUGUGUUCACCGGAGAAUGUGAAUGGCGAAAGAUGACAUGGCAGAGGUAGAUUUGGCACCGAACGGAGCGGAACCCCCCGGCGAGCCCUCCUCGGUGUUUCCCUACGAGGAGUUCGAAUGCAAAAUCUGCUACAAUUAUUUCGACCUUGACCGCCGGGCUCCUAAGAUCCUUGAGUGCCUGCACACGUUUUGCGAGGAGUGCCUGAACACGCUUCACCUCCGGGAGGAGCGGCCAUGGCGCAUCAGCUGCCCCGUCUGUCGUCACCGGACUCCGGUGCCGGAUUAUCGGAUACAAAACCUGCCCAACAACACCAAGGUGACCGAGGAUUUUCCGCUCUACAUCGACUCGGAUCCCCUGCCUCAGGACGCGUUGCCGCCGUACCCUCCCCCGCUGCACCCAGCUCUUGUCGCCCUCCGCCGGGAGGAGGCGUCGGGGGCGUCCAGCGCAAGCCAGGCGACCCCGUCCACCACCGUGUCCACAGCCACGACCCUCUCCCAGGACUCGGCGCGCUACGACAGCUGUCAGAGCUGCAAGAGAGUGGCGCUGACCACCGGCUGCGUCUGCGUGAUCUUCUCCUUUCUGUCCAUGCUGGUGUUGCUGUUCAUGGGCCUGAUCUUUGUGCACAGUCACAGCAUUCCUCCCUCGCCGGCGGGACCCAUUUGCUUGUCGGUAGCCAGCAUCCUGGCCAUGUUCUCGGUGGUCGUCACAUGGCUCAUCUGCUGGCUCAAAUACAGACCGGACCAUGAGACCAGCCGCUCAUCCGCCACCAGUAACUCCCGGAGAAACGCCUGAUAGGCUGCAGGCUCUGACUAUUGAUGAAGGUGUACUGUGGGUGUGUGAUUAUGUACAUAUUACUGACAACCAAUAGGCCUACUCCUGCUCCCUUUACUUUUUCUAGGAAUCAAUCUCGUCCAAAAUGGCCUUUUUAUCAGUACAGCAAACACCCAAAGGCCUUCAUGUUGUUUGGAGCAAUAGGCCGACAUGAUCCUUGAUAAUCUUUUCCUCAAGUUAUGCACUUGAAUUAAAGUAGGCCCAGUUGACUGGGCGUCUUGAUGAGUCCAAGACUUCGAUCCCUGGUGUUGGUCUAAGCUGUGGUGGGUUUGAUGACUGAAUGUGAAGUGCUUAUUUCCAGGGUUCGAUGCCCUCCCCACCCUAUCCUGUUAAAUAAUAUGCAUAUCCCACUAUGCCACUCACUGUAUGAUAACUGUCAACGAUGAUUCACUCUUAAAUCUCAACCAAGCACUAUUGUAUUGUACAGAUAUUUGGCAUUGUUCACGUCUGAGUUUUCGGGUGAUGGAUUUUGGUUUUUAUGAAGGCCUGUAUGUUUAUGUGAAGCCUCUAAAAUGUCAUUCCGUUACAAAGAAGUCGUUUCCACAAUCCGACCUGUAAAUAGUCCACAGAGAAGUGGUGAGUGGUACAGGAUAGGCGUGAUCAGCCUUUCUUGAAGACAUUCCUAAUCCUUGUGCUCUAACUUAUCCUACAGGAUGGCACUGUUUCCUUUAUCACAAUGAAAACUGCACCUCGUUCAGGUUUUUCAAAGGGAUUCAAAGCGAUAGCUUGUGAUUUUGACCCUGUGUUUGGCUACUUUUGUGCAUGUUAGGUCAAGGCUUUCUGUUUUGACAUUUUUUAACAGAAGGGACAUUGUGGUUUCCUGACUCGUGUGCCUCACCUUGUUGCUGAAUGAAGCAAAACUUCACUGUAAUCAUGAUCAAAAUCAUGCACAGGCCUCCUGCCACAGACAGCGUCCAGCUGGGGUGUCGGCAGGGAUUUCCUCUUUCCGUCACAUCAUUCACACAUCGGAAGUUGAAAACAGGGUUUCCAACACGGAGCUGCCUCCCAAAUCGGCACCUUUUUAUACUUUUGAAAAAUGUGGGUCUUCGCAUCUGGCUUUGAAGAAAGGUCGGAACAGAUACCGGGGACUAUAAGUAUACAAUCCAGGCUGAAGUCCAGCUUCAGCUGCUUCCAUGUUUAAGUUCACUCCUCUUCUUCUUUCAAAGCCACUUGUGAGAAUGGAAAGAAUCUGUUUCUUGGCCAGGCCAGACAUGGUGAACAACUUAUGAAAGGAUAUAUUUGGUGUCAGUCUGGUUCCUCUGAGAUUGUCAGGAGUGAUAAUUACCUCUGGAAACUUAAAGAGCCCCAUGAGCUGUGUGGCUGAGAUUAGAGAGAAAAAAAUACUACAGUAUGGGCCGAGAAAGUUUGUGUUAUUUCAGUGCCUGCACUUACACAAUGCAAAUAUUUAAUUUUGCUAAAACUAAACUAAAACUUAAUAUAAUUUGGUUUAUAUGGGUUUCCCCCUCAGAAAUACAUUGUGGGUCUGUCUCAAAACAUGAAUGAACGUUUCAGUGAACUCAGCUUCAGACACCAGUGUAAUCAAAAAAGCUAACUUCUUAUUAUGAAUAUUACUGUGAAGCGUUGGUAAAUUCUGUUUAUGUAAUUGUUGCUACAAUCUACACAAUUAUUUAUUUAUAAUUCUUGAAUAUGGCAACAAGAUAUACCUUAUCUGUGGUGCAGUGUAAGACCCUCAUAUUGACAAAUGUGUGAUGGUCCAUGAAGCAUGUGUAUUGCACUCCCGUGUUAUGUUCUGGCUCCCUGACCUUCCUGUCAGCAUUGAGUAUAGAAUUCGGAGAUGAUUCGGACACCAAAGUGGUUUAAUCUAAGCACUUAUUGCCCUUGCACACUCAUGGUAUCCCUACCUCACUGCACGGGGAAAAAGCAAAAAAAAACAGCCCAACGUGAUUCUUGAAGCCGCCCUGUUUGAUUCCCAUGCUUGCUUCAAUCAUCCUGCUCAACCUUUUCCCCAACUUUCUGAUGAUGCACUUUCACCCUCUUAUUUGAAACAAGUAAUGGGGGUCUACCUUUGACAAAUGUAAGCAUAUUGUAUUUAUUUCAGAGGACCUAGAAAAUGUUGUUGGUUUUUUUUGAGAAUCUGUGGUUGUUGUUAAAGUACCAAACGUAUUUGCACAGAGAAAUGUUCUUUAUGUGCUGUUUUACAUAGGCUACAUAAACACAUUUCAGUAAUAAAGGAAACAUGACUACC